Molecule: messenger RNA, 1012 nt
Organism: Cercospora beticola
Lineage: Eukaryota; Fungi; Ascomycota; Dothideomycetes; Mycosphaerellales; Mycosphaerellaceae
Source: RefSeq, a predicted model, not a curated record
AACUUUCACGAUCUCGACUCACAACAAACCUGAGCAGUCUCAUCUUGCAGCAAUGGGUCAUACUCGCCAAGUGAUCGCAUUAUGCUCAGUGGGCAACCUUGGGAAGUACGUAUGUGAUGAGCUGAUAGCUGAUGGUCGUUACGACUUCGUCGUCAUCACAAGACAGCUUAAACCCGACGAUUUCUUUGAGUCCCGCAAGAUUGAUAGACGCGCCUGUGAUUACAGCACGGAGGCAGUCAGAAGGACUCUGAACGAAACGAAUGCUAGUGUCUUUAUAUCGUUCAACAACGCCGAUGGACAACAGUUCGUAGACCUUCAUUGCGCUUGGCUCGAAGCAUGUCGUCAAUCCAAGAACUGCAAGCGGUUUAUACCCUCGGAGUUCGCUGGAAACAUUGAGGACUUCCCAAUGCUUCCAAGACACUAUGCUACCUCACGAGCGCCGUUUCGGACCAUACUUGAAUCGGAGAGAAAAAUUGAGUGGACAAUCGUGAACAAUGCAUGGUUCAUGGACUAUUUGUUGAGGGAUGAAAAGACUUUCCUGCCGACAAACUCGCAUGAGUUCCCGAUCAAUCCUAAUGACUGGACGGCUCUGAUCAGAGGCUCCGGGGAUGAAAUCCAAUCUUUCACGAGUGCUCGCGACGUAGCGAAAGCACUCGUCGCGCUGCUCAGCGCUCCGACUUGGCCUUCGAAAACAUUCAUCGCUGGACAGUGGGCGUCGUUCAACGAGCUCUGUCAUAUUAUGGAAGACUUCUACGGCCGAAAAUUGACCAAAUUCUAUCGUUCCGAAAGCGACAUCGAGCGAGACAACGCACUCCCCGCAACUCCAGAGAACAUGGAGAAGCUGUACAUGGCAAGCGUGGAGGAGAUGAUGAUUACGAAGGCCGGUGCGAUGCCACGUGAUAUCGUGGCGCGACAACGCAAAGAGCUCUUUGGGAAUGUUCAUUUCGAUAGUGUUACAGAGUUUCUGGUCGCCGUGGGCGAGGAGCGGGCUCGUCCAGCUAGCUUGCUGUGA